AUGGACUGGGGCCUGGGCACGCACCCUGAGCCCGGUGCGGAGUUCCGGGCCGGCGGCGCCGGGCUCCCAGGAGCAGGCCGCAAGCAGCUGGGCCGGCUGGCCGCGCUCCAGAGGAUGGACGCCCAACACUGGCCUUCCUGCUGGGCCUGGUUCCUGCUGGCUGAGGCGCUCGUGGUGGGGGCUGUGAUGGCUGGGGGUGGUGCUGCGGACAGCAGGCCGGAGGGGACAGCUGACACGGCGGCCGCCUGGUGGGGGGAGUGGACCAAGUGGACAGCAUGUUCCCGCAGCUGUGGGGCCGGGGUGGCCUCCCAGGAGCGGCACUGCCUGCAGCAAAGGAGGUUCUUGAGCCUGGGAGCUGGAAACCGGACCUGUGUGGGCACGUCCAAGCGGUACCAGCUGUGCCAUGUCCAGGACUGUCCACCUGACGGCAGGAGCUUCCGUGAGCAGCAGUGUAGCGCCUUUGACUCGCGCGUGUACAACGGCCGCACCCACCAGUGGAAACCCCUGUACCCUGAUGACUACAUCCACAUCUCCAGCAAGCCCUGCGACCUGCACUGUACCACGCGGGACAGCCAGCGGCAGCUCAUGGUCCCCGCCCUGGACGGCACCUCUUGCAAACUCAGCGAGCUGCGAGGGGUUUGCGUGUCUGGAAAAUGUGAGCCCAUCGGCUGUGACGGCGCACUCUUCUCCACACACACUCUGGACAAGUGCGGCGUCUGCCAGGGGGACGGGAGCAGCUGCACCCACGUGACGGGCAACUACCGCAAGGGGACCCCCCACCUUGGCUAUUCCCUGGUGACCCACAUCCCGGCGGGUGCCCGAGACAUCCAGAUCGUGGAGCGGAAGAAGUCCGCAGAUGUCCUGGCCCUGGCGGAUGAAGCUGGCUCCUACUUCUUUAACGGCAACUUCCGGGUGGACAGCCCCAAGAACUUCAAUAUCGCGGGCACCGUGGUCAAGUACCGGCGGCCUAUGGACGUCUACGAGACGGGCAUCGAGUACAUUGUGGCCCAGGGUCCCACCAACCAGGGGCUGAAUGUGAUGGUGUGGAACCAGAACGGCAGGACCCCGUCCAUCACCUUUGAGUACACUCUGGUGCGGCCACAGCCUGCCGGCUACUACAGUUUCCCGCCCCCCGGGCCAGCGCUGGCUGCGCUCCUUGGCCACAACGGCUCCCACUACAGCCCGGCCGAGUCGCGGGGCCUGGACAAGCAGCUGCUGGGCCUGCCGGACCCCGGACUGGGGCCUGCUGUGAGCAGGGGCCCGGAGACCAACGAGUUGUGUCCACUGGCCAGUGGCGGGGCGUGUGGGGGCGCCCCCCAGGGCAGAGGCCUCCGAGAUGGCAAUAUCACUGGUGCUCUCUCAGGGGACAGCCAGGAGGCCUUCCCCACCCGGGCGCCCCCCUCAGCCAACGCCAUCUCCGAUCCGCUACAAGCUGAGACGGGAAACAGCAUCUUUGUGCAGGGCGCCUCGAGGGGCGCCCCGGCCGAGGGCCUCCCACUGGAUGAGGACAGCCCCGAGGGCAUCUACCUGGAGCUGAGCAGCGUGAGCGAUUCCUCCUCCGAGGCCCUGUUCCCCAACGCCAGCCUCCCUGCCUCGGCCACCAACAGAACCCACAAGGCCAGGCCCAGGCCCAAGGGGCGACGCCCCGGCAUGAGCCCAGCAGACAUGUACCGGUGGAAGCUGUCCUCGCACGAGCCCUGCAGCGCCACCUGCGCCACAGGAGUAAUGUCGACCUACGCCAUGUGUGUCCGCUACGAUGGCAUCGAGGUGGACGACAGCUACUGCGACGCCCUGACACGACCCGAGCCGGUGCAGGAGUUCUGUGUGGGGAGAGAGUGCCAGCCCCGGUGGGAGACGAGCAGCUGGAGCGAGUGCUCGCGCACCUGCGGGGAGGGGUUCCAGGUGCGCAUCGUGCGCUGCUGGAAGAUGCUGUCGCCGGGCCUGGACAGCUCCGUGUACAGUGACCUGUGCGAGGCGGCCGAAGCCGUGCGGCCCGAGGAGCGCAAGACCUGCCGCAACCCGGCCUGUGGGCCGCAGUGGGAGAUGUCCGAGUGGUCGGAGUGCACAGCCAAGUGUGGGGAGCAGAGCGUGGUGACCAGACACAUCCGCUGCUCGGAGGACGAGAAGCUCUGCGACCCCAACACCAGGCCGGUCGCGGAGAAGGGGUGCACGGGGCCCCCCUGCGACCGCCAGUGGACGGUCUCCGAUUGGGGCCCGUGCAGCGGAGGCUGCGGGCAGGGCCGCACCAUCAGGCAGGUUUACUGCAAGACAGCGGAGGGCCGCGUGGUGCCCGAGUCGCAGUGCCAGGCAGACGCCAAGCCUCUGGCCAUCCACCCCUGCGGGGACAAGAACUGCCCUGCCCACUGGCUGGCCCAGGACUGGGAGCGGUGUAACACGACGUGCGGCCGCGGGGUGAAGAAGCGCCUGGUGCUGUGCAUGCAGUUGGCCAACGGGCGGCCGCAGGCGCGCAGCGGCUCCGAGUGCGGCCUGGCGCAGAAGCCGGCCGAGGAGAGCACGUGCUUCGAGAGGCCCUGCUUCAAGUGGUACACCAGCCCCUGGUCCGAGUGCACCAAGACCUGCGGGGUCGGCGUGCGCAUGCGGGACGUGAAGUGCUACCAGGGGGCUGACAUCGUGCGCGGCUGCGACCCGCUGGUGAAGCCGGUGGGCAGACAAGCCUGCGACCUGCAGCCCUGCCCCACGGAGCCCCCAGACGACAGCUGCCAGGACCAGCCAGGCACCAACUGCGCGCUGGCCAUCAAGGUGAACCUCUGCGGCCACUGGUACUACAGCAAAGCGUGCUGCGGCUCCUGCAGGCCCCCGCACUAGCCCCGCGCCCCGGGGAGCUCCACAGACACCUUCCUGCUGAAGAUGCCACCGAGGACAGCCCAGAGCCCGCCCCCUGCCAGUGGGCCUGUAGGGGUGUGGGGUCUCGAGGAGCGGGGGCGGGUCGUCUUGCCCCUGCGUCCCGACACCCGGGCGCCCAUCCCGCCCUGCGUCUCCGUGAG
This is a messenger RNA of Sorex fumeus (smoky shrew), 3005 nucleotides long. RefSeq names its product ADAMTS like 2 (gene ADAMTSL2). Gene Ontology annotation, cellular component: extracellular matrix. Lineage: Eukaryota; Metazoa; Chordata; Mammalia; Eulipotyphla; Soricidae. Bases 1 to 2826 code for a protein of 941 amino acids. The record is from RefSeq and is a predicted model, not a curated record. Gene Ontology annotation, biological process: extracellular matrix organization. The transcript has 20 exons.